Hydractinia symbiolongicarpus is the source of this 1616-nucleotide messenger RNA. Its product is annotated as melanocyte-stimulating hormone receptor-like. The record is from RefSeq and is a predicted model, not a curated record. Bases 154 to 1272 code for a protein of 372 amino acids. Gene Ontology annotation, biological process: G protein-coupled receptor signaling pathway. Gene Ontology annotation, molecular function: G protein-coupled receptor activity. The transcript has a single exon. NCBI's taxonomy places the organism in Eukaryota, Metazoa, Cnidaria, Hydrozoa, Anthoathecata, Hydractiniidae. Gene Ontology annotation, cellular component: membrane.
UGUAAAUCUAUUUUUCAUAAACAAUUUAUAAAGGAUUUGAUAAUAUGGGAAACUGUUUUAAAUUAUUAAAUAGAAAUAAGAUAAUUUACCAUGAGAAGACAUGAAGAAAGUCGUGGAGAUGUGAGAAGUAGUUAAUUCUACAUAUUAUAUAUCAUGUAUAUAAAUACAACAUCAAAAGAGCAUUACCAAUUCAACUGUGCGGUCACAUACAAUGAUUACGCUUUGCAUGAUGGGUUCAAAACAAAUUUACUCGUAGCAGCAGCAUCCGCCAUUUCCUUAAUACUUCCCAUCACAGUGUUAAACAUUUUAAUCAUCACAGCGAUUGUUCGAGUGAGAAGACUUAACACCCCCGCCAACUUUCUACUAGCGAAUACCGCAGUGUGCGAUCUCUUGGUUGGGUGUGUGAGUAUCCCGCUCUACACUACAGUAUUACUGCUAGCAUAUCACAAGACACACAACUGCGUGCUAUUUACAAUUGAAAUCAUCACGGUCAACAUAUUCGGCAUGAUGUCAUUUCUUACCGUCACCAUUAUUACAGUCGAUCGAUACAUGGCUAUCUUCAAACCUUUCGCAUACCACGAGAAAAUCCUCGUUAACAAACGAAUCUAUAAGUACAUUAUGACUGUCUUGUGGAUAUUUAUAGUCGGUUUUGUGAACCUAGCCUCGCUACUGCCUUACUAUGACUUAAUAUUCUAUGUGCAAACGCCCGUUGCAAUAUUCGCUUUGCUUGCUUGUACGUACAUUUACAUCCGAAUCUACAGAACAGUUAAAAACAUUCGUACGAAAACACGAAGAUCUACGAGGGAGAGAAGAUACACUGUGGUAACCUUUGGAAUGUUAGUAUCACUAAUUAUUUUUUACAUGCCAUACUUGAUAGUAAGUGCAUUCUGGGUAUUGUAUCCGUACAACACUAAUGAUAUGCUCUAUGCCACGUCACCAUGGCUUUUUACUAUAAUAGCAGCAAAAUCGCUGGUCAAUCCUUUGUUGUAUUGUUUUACGUUAAAAAGUGUACGGACAGGAAUUAAAAGGGUGUGUGGAUGUCGAAGGAACGACCAUGACAGAAGUAGCAGCAAAUGGGACAGUAAUUUCAACUCUACUUUUAGAAUAUCUAGAAAAUUCCAGGACAUACAAGAACAGCAGCAACGACAACCACAACCACAACAACAACAACAACCACAAACACAAACACAAACACAACAACAACCACAACCACAGCAACCACAACCACAACAACAAACACAACAACCACAAAGACAACAACAACAACAAUAGCAACAAAGAAUCGAAAUUGAUUAAAACAAUAUUAUCCUUGUUUAAGAUCCAAUAACAUAAUUCAAGAUUGUGCCGCCAGUGGUUGAUCAAGUAGAAGAGUUGUUACUUUUACUUCAUACGAUUAUUUCUGGGAGUGCGUAACGGAAUGGGCGUAACGACAUGGAUGGAUGAAUUAGUGGGUUACCUGUGUCAAUUUAUUAUGAAAGUACCUGCCAGACGAUCAGGUAUUCUCUUAACAUUCCAAAAAUAGCCCAGGAUAAUAAUAAAUAAAAGUAACUAAAAUAUAUUUUUAAAAUUAUUUUUUGAACAUUUUUUGUGAGAGACACGAAAAAAUAGAAUCCAAA